Molecule: messenger RNA, 3366 nt
Organism: Cornus florida
Lineage: Eukaryota; Viridiplantae; Streptophyta; Magnoliopsida; Cornales; Cornaceae
Product: probable inactive leucine-rich repeat receptor-like protein kinase At3g03770
Exons: 7
Coding region: 719-3004 (761 amino acids)
Biological process (GO): protein phosphorylation
Cellular component (GO): membrane
Molecular function (GO): ATP binding; protein kinase activity; protein binding
Source: RefSeq, a predicted model, not a curated record
UAUAAACUUUUUAACAGCUGCGGAUUGUAUGUCUUAAGUUGUGCUGCUUGGUUUUGUUUGUUUGGCUUUGUUUGCCUUGAAAGAAAAAAAAAAGAAAAAAAAGAAAAAAAAUUAGAGCUUUGCAGCAAUAAUUCGCACUUGAAUGCAUGUACAAAAUCGAACCCACAAUCACUGCACACUCCUUGUCUGUGUGCGAGAGGAACCGACCAUAUUAAUUUCAGAGACCUGAUUGUACCGUCUUCUUCUUCAAUGUUAGCAGCACUAAAUGCCUUUCCAGUUUCUGUUCUUCCUCUUCAACCACCCCUGACCUCCAUUAUUAUACUACUCCUACUUCACUUCUUUAAAUUCCAAACACACAUUUAUUUAUAUAUUUUAAUCACUCUCUCUUCCCAAGGUUCUUCUCAUACAUCCUUUCUUUCUGUAACCGUCUUUCAAUUUUCCUUAUUGGGCUGUUCUCUGUUUUUCCACAAUAUCUGAGACAGAACAUAGUUUGUUCGUUCAUGUCUUCUUUUUUUUUUUCCCUUGGGUUUGCCAUUAUUAUAUGAAAAAAUCCAAAUUUUCCGAGGGUGAAAUCUCUAUGGGGUUGUUUGUUUUGCUGAUUUUGGUUGAGAAUUUACGAUGGUACUGUCUCUGUUUCUUAUGAAUUCUAUAAAGUUUGUGUCUUUCUAGGGUUUUUGUUUGCCAUUGUGAAAUCAAAAGCCUGCAAUUGGAACUUUUAAUGGGGUACUCAAACAUGUUAAUUGUAGUGUUUCUUUCAUGGGUUUUCUUUAUCUCAAAUACCCAUCAAUUACAAAGUUAUGAAACUCAACUUCUUAUGCAGCUAAGGAAGCAUUUGGAGUACCCUUUACCAUUGGAAAUUUGGGGAAAUCAAAAUGGAGAUUUGUGUAGUUUGACUUCAACCCCAAAUAUGAGCAUCAAAUGCCAGGACAAUUCUGUCACAAAGCUCGAAAUUAAGGGAGAUAAGCUUUCCAAGGUUAGUGAAUUCAACGGAUAUCCAGUUCCCAAUCACACUCUAUCCAAGAAUUUUUCUAUUGAUUUUUUUGUUACUACAUUGACAAGAUUAACUACCUUAAAGGUUGUUAGUUUAGUGUCUCUGGGAAUUUGGGGACCAUUUCCUGAUAAAAUUCGUAGGUUGUCUUCACUUGAAUUUUUGGACAUGAGUUCAAAUUUUAUGUUUGGUUCUAUUCCACCUCAGUUAUCUAGACUGGUUAAGCUUCAAACCUUGACAUUGGAUAGGAACUUCUUCAAUGACACUCUCCCUAAUUGGUUGGAUUCAUUUUCAAAUCUCACAAUUCUGAGCGUGAAGAACAACAAGUUGAAGGGUCAGUUUCCCUCUUCAAUCUCCAAAAUCACAACACUCACUGAUAUUGCCUUGUCACACAAUAAGCUUUCUGGUAAAUUACCUGAUUUGAGUAGUUUAACUAGUCUGCGUUUAUUGGAUUUAAGAGGAAACCAUUUAAAUUCUGAACUACCUCUAAUGCCUAAAGGUUUGUCCACAGUUCUUCUGAGCAAGAACUCAUUCUCGGGUAAGAUUCCGGAACAAUAUGGCAAGCUAAACCAGCUUCAAUACCUUGACCUGUCUUUCAAUCUUUUGAGUGGAACACUGCCUUCUGCAUUGUUCUUUUUGCCAAACAUCACUUAUUUGAAUUUAGCAUCCAAUAUGCUGAGUGGGGCACUUUCCAGCCAAUUGAGUUGCGGGGUUGAACUUGGGUACAUUGAUAUAUCUUCGAACAGGUUGAUAGGUGCACUUCCUUCUUGCUUGGGCAAUACUUUGGAUGGUAGAGUUGUUAACUUCAGUGGGAAUUGCUUGUCCAAUGAUACUCAACAUCAGCAUCACAAGUCAUAUUGCAAAGAAGCAUCCAGGGGAAGAGAAAUAGGGCUGUUAGUUGGUGUCAUUGGAGGAACUGUUAUUAUUAUGGUACUCUUGGCACUUGGGCUUCUCAUUUUGCGUAAAAGGAACCGGACACUGGAGCAGCAUACAUUGCCAAUGACUCUGCAAGAUAAUUUCCAAGCAGGGAUUUCUUCUGAGCUACUCGCAAAUGCUAGGCUCAUUUCUCAAGCAGUGAAAAUAGGGACACGAGGAGCCCCAGCAUACCGAUUGUUUUCCUUAGAAGAGUUGGAAAAAGCCACAAGCAAUUUCGAUCAGUCAAUGUUCUUGGGUGAAGGUUCUAUUGGGAAGCUUUACAAGGGAAAAGUAGAGAAUGGGACUCAGGUUGCUGUACGAUCUCUGACUUUGUUUAGAAAAUAUUCAAUUCGAAACCUUAAACUUCGGUUGGAUUUACUUUCAAAGCUUCACCACCUGCAUCUGGUUGGCCUUUUGGGCCACUGCAUUGAUGAUAGUGGACAAGAUGAUUCUUUUAGUGGCAGAAUCUUCCUUGUAUAUGAAUAUAUGCCCAAUGGGAAUUUUCGCACCCGUCUCUCAGAAAGUUGUCCAGAGAAUGUUCUUAAGUGGUCAGACAGAUUGGCUGUUCUGGUCAGUGUUGCCAAGGCUGUGCACUUUUUACAUACUGGGGUAAUUCCUGCGUCUUUUAGCAACCGAUUGAAGACAAAUAAUAUAUUGCUUGACCAGCAUGGGAUUGCUAAGCUGAGUGACUAUGGAUUGUCCAUAAUCACAGACAGAAUUGAAAAGCUUGAGGUGAAGGAAGAUGACUCUAAAUCAUGGCAUAUAUCAAAGUUGGAGGAUGAUGUUUAUAACUUUGGUUUCAUAUUACUCGAAUCAAUUGCAGGGCCUAUAUCAAGUGGAAAAAGAGAAGCGUUUAUGCUAAAUGAAAUGGAAUCAUUUGGUAGUCUGGAAGGUCAUCUACAAAUUGUGGAUCCAAUUGUGUUAGCCACUUCUUUACAAGAGUCCUUAUCAAUUGUGAUAUCAAUCACCAAAAAAUGCAUAUCGCCUGAGUCAUCUACUCGUCCAUCUAUUGAGGAUGUCCUUUGGAACUUACAGUAUGCGAGUCAAGUCCAGGCGACGGCUGAUGCUGAUCAGAAACCAGAUGCUGCAUCACAGUCAUAAGUGCCAGACUGCUGUCACGUUUUGAGGGUCUCGCCAACAACUCUGCUCUUCGAACACCCAUCCUGAUCGAAUGGAGCCCAAGAGCAAGAGGAAGUGGUCAAAUUUACAUGACAUGGAGGCAUUUUAGCAACAACAUUCAUUCAUACCGUAGAAGCCUCUUUGCAAGUGUGGAAAAUUUCCAAGGGGGGCUAUUUUAGCACACAACACCACCCAUAAUCUGACUGUCCUCAUUUUGUACAUUUUAUGUAAAUUUGUAAAUUCAUUUCUAACAACUGUUGUUUAUGGAUUAUGGCUUCCUCUGAUACCUUUUUCUCUGAAGAAGACAUUGCAGUGAAAAUUGUUUCUGAGUUUUUUCAUUGUUA